This is a messenger RNA of Cercospora beticola, 2421 nucleotides long. RefSeq lists its product as uncharacterized. The record is from RefSeq and is a predicted model, not a curated record. NCBI's taxonomy places the organism in Eukaryota, Fungi, Ascomycota, Dothideomycetes, Mycosphaerellales, Mycosphaerellaceae.
AUGAAAGGCUCAUUCCCUUCCAAGCUGGAUGUUGGGGCCUCUGAGGAUACACUGUUUUGCAAUCGAGCACUAGCAUUAUUUGAUAUCAUGGCUCCACCAGGUCCGUCAAAGGCGAAGCCGGCUCCGCCUGCGGCAAAGCAGGAUUCGGCACCAGUCGCAGGCCAAGGAGCCUCUCAACCAGUGAACCCGACUGCACUAACAGCAGUCAUUGACAAAGAGAAAGAACUCGCCGCCGAGAAACAAGACGCAAUGAACACGGCAGUUGCUCGUUUCAAGGAGAUCUCAACGAGCCUUGGAGGUCAUCAGCAGGCUAAGGCAUUCUUCGACACCUACGGCACUGAUGGCUUCAAACCGAAAGCCCCGCCAGAGGAUCCCAAACGCAUCGCUCCCAAAGAAAUGACUCUGAACUCUGAAAUCAAAGACUACACUCACGUUCAAGACUUGGCUUGGGACAUUGAAGAACCCGAUAAAGCUGUGAAUGCUACUGAGCUGAAUGAUGAAGCGUGGCAGCAUCUUAUUGACACGACCAAGAUGCUUCAUGGUUAUGUUCUUAACGGCACAUCCGGUCUUUCGCGCGCAAGAUUCCAAGCAUUCCAGCUCAAACCACCGGCGGGAAACACUUAUAAGGAUGCGAAAACUAUCAGACCAGAGUUUGAGGUGUUUGAUGCUUCAUCAAUUUCCACCAAGGAGACUAAGACGCAGGUAGAAAGAUCAAUGGCGCAGAAUGGCUUCUCUUCUCAAGCAAUAUCGGCUUCUGUUGGAGCUUCCACGCCCUACGUUGGAGUUGGCGUUUCUGCUUCACAUUCUUCUGAGUCUCAGAAGAGUGAGAGCAGUGCGGAUUUCAAGGAUCGCUUGGAGUACACUGCCACAUACAAUUUUCCGAGGGCACGCAUCUUUCUUGAUGAACUCAACCUCGAGGCCACUACCGAAUGUGCUGACUUCCUGGUGAAAAUUGAGGAUGCAGCAAACAAGAUCUCAGCGAACAUCAAGGCUGGAAAAGAGCCGGACCAGGAUCGCGCUGUGGCCAAUGCCAAUCGUCUGGUCGCGCAAUUUUACACCAGAUUCGGCCAUAUUUUCGCAUGUAAUAUCCAGCUGGGCGGACAAUUGACUGCUAGCAAGUCUGCGACGUCUUUCGGAACUGUCAAAGAAGAGGAGCGCAGGGACGCUAUGCAGGCCGCUGUGGCCGCAAGUGUCGAAACAAAAGCCGUUUCCGUGUCUUCGAGCUACAGCAAAGGCACUUCUACAGAUGAUACGAACCGCAACACUACCGUUGAAAAUGCGUCUUCACUCGCUUGGUCCGCACGAGGCGGUAAUACGUUGCUUUGCGCCAAUCCUGCUGCAUGGGCGAAUUCGGUAGCUGACCCCAAGCACUGGAGGGUCAUGGAGCAAGCGAAUAUUCUUGCGCUUCCGGAACUCAUCAGCAAAUUCACACGGACCACACACGGCGGAGCUCUUGCAUGGCCUAACAUUGGCGGUACGUUCCAUACCAUUGCGAAGAGUAAGUUCCAGCAGAUUCCGCGCAUCCAGCCUGAUAAAUGGACUGGAAAAUUGAAGUUCCGAACUCUUGAUGGGCGAAAAGUUGUGAUCAAAGACAAUCAUCUUUGCAUCGCCGAUGAGGGAGAAGAAGCUAUCUUUUCUGUUCUGGAUGCCGAUAAAGAGAAGAGCCAUGAUCCGGAUACGAUCAUGCCUCAACUGUAUGCGGACAGUCCCGUAUAUCUUAUGCCAGGCAAGCCUUGCCGCUGGACUUUACGUCGCAAUGAGGCUCUUCCCGAUAAGACGGCUCCUCUCGGAGCUUUCCCGUGGGCUCCUGGCCGCGGCGAUCCCAUCAAACAUGAAGAGGUGGUCGGACUCUUCUGCCACUCAUAUCAUUACGGAGGCCCCUUCACCAGCAAAACCGUACCACCCAUCUUCGCGCCUUAUGUCGUGAAACGAAACGACUCUCGGCUUUCGGUCUUCAAAGUCGAUCCUCAAAUUAUGCUGAGACUCGACACCGCUUCAUUGUUCAAGGACGAUCCAGCUUGGGCUUUUCUCAAAUCCAAUACGAGCGAGUCUAUGCAAGCUCUCAUCGAAGCCAGCGAUCUCGGUAAGCGUGUCGAUGAAACUCAAAUCGAGACCUGGCGGAGCACCUUUGCACUUGGAGAUGUGUCGAAGUGGAAGCCUGCACAUGAGAUGAUCAUGGGUGUUACGCCUGCAUCUCGCGACUACUUUGUGCGCGCAGUAGGGGAAGAUACUUUCAACAAGAAUAAAUUGCUAACCGCGGGAGUUUUGGGCACUUUGAUCAAUCUGGAUCUUUUAAAUUGGGCUGCUUUGAAUAGUGUGCCGAAUUUGGAGCCUGUGCGGUUCAAGGUCAUCUUUGUGCAUGAUGAGGAGGACCUCCAGGAAGAACAGGGCGAGGAGUAUGGUCCUGGGUUGUUUGACUAG